AUGGCUGGCGGUGCCCUGAAAUACCGGCAUCUAGACCGCAAGUCCUCUCACCGCCAAGCCCUCCUCCGCAACCUCGUCACCUCCCUCAUAACCCACGAAUCCAUAAAGACGACCUGGCCCAAAGCCAAAGAAGCGCAGCGACUAGCCGAGAAGCUGAUAACCCUGGGCAAGAAAAACACCAAUGCGAGUCGUGCGAGGGCGGAGAGUAUAUUCUUCGAGCCAUUGAAACAUCUACCUACUCUAUUCACAACUCUUCGACAACGAUAUCUGAAUAGGCCUGGAGGCUACACCCGCGUCCUGCGCAUCGAACCUCUGAACCGCAAUAACGACCAAGCACCCUCCGCGAUCCUCGAACUCGUCGAUGGCCCCCGUGAUAUGCGUUUCGCCAUGACGGCGAAAACUCUGGUGCGGGAAAGAGCGAACGAUGGAGGUAUCCGCGAAAUCACAGCCAGGAAUGUGGCAAAGGUCACGCGGUUCAGGGAGGACGGGGAGGCAGAGCUGGAAAAGACUGUUAGGAGACUAGAGACAAUGAAAGGGUUGGGGAAGGAGGAUGAGGAGGAGGAUGAGGAGGAGGAGAGCGGGGAGAGAGAGCCAUGGGAGCCGUUCCCUAGGAUGAAGCAGAGGGAAAGGGAGAAGGAAGAUGAGGAGAGGCCGUUUACGGAGAGGGAGAAGAUGGAGAAGAAGAGGACGAAGAGGGAUCCAAACACCGGGAGGAGGGUGUCGAGAGGAUGA
Messenger RNA from Letharia columbiana, 732 nucleotides. RefSeq lists its product as uncharacterized. Lineage: Eukaryota; Fungi; Ascomycota; Lecanoromycetes; Lecanorales; Parmeliaceae. Gene Ontology annotation, molecular function: structural constituent of ribosome. Gene Ontology annotation, biological process: translation. Bases 1 to 732 code for a protein of 243 amino acids. The transcript is spliced from 2 exons. Gene Ontology annotation, cellular component: ribosome; mitochondrial large ribosomal subunit. The record is from RefSeq and is a predicted model, not a curated record.